CCCUCCCCCCUCGCCGUUAGGGAGGGUCCGCGCCUCAGCCGCUGCCUUUGCCGCUCUAGCCGUUGCCCUCCCCACCCCUCCCCCGGUUCUCGGCGCCGUUUUUUUUUCUUUUUUCCCCGGGGGCGGUGAAUCCGCGAAGGGGCUCACACCGGCCCGGACUAGCAGUGCCUCCGCCGCCGCUUCCUCUGCUGCUGCUGCCGCCUCAGCUACUCGCCCGCCCGCGACCGCCUCGGGAGAAGACACAAGACUCAGCCACCGCUGUCGGAGCCUUGGCCCUCCUGCCGCUGCCGCUUUGCGGGGCGGUGCUGAGGCUGAGGCAGCUGCCGCGGCGGGUCCUGGAGAAGCGGCCGCGGCCGGGGAAGGGGGAGUCGCGCUUCCAACGAUUAACUGCUGAAGUACUGAUAGAGUUCUGCGUUUCUUCAAUGAGGAACUACAGGCUCAUCUUCUGCCAUAAUCUCAAACAGCCAUAAAUGACAAAAGAAUGCUUGCUCAGUGAGGGUAGCUGGUGCAGAAACCAUUUUUUAAACUUAGGUGUGUAAGUACUCAAAGAAAAGACAGCUUUGAUUUCUGGCUGCAAAAAGAUAUGAGGAAGAGCUCUUCCCCUUCCUUGAGUAACUGCAACUCCGUACUUGCUAACAAAAUAUUUGGAAUUCCACUUGAUGAGCUGCAGCAGGGAGGACAUCCAGACAAUGAGGUUCCGUUCAUAGUUCGCCACGUUGUGGACUAUAUUGAGGAACAUGGAGGUCUGGAGCAAGAAGGACUUUUUCAAGUCAAUGGAAAUGCUGAGACGGUGGAGUGGCUUAGGCAGAGAUAUGACAAUGGAGAAGAUGUGGAUUUGGUUAAGGAAGCAGAUGUUCCCUCAGCUAUUAGUCUUCUUAGGUUUUUCCUUCAAGAACUUCCAGAACCUGUCAUCCCUGGUAGCUUGCAUAUUCACUUGAUGCAACUUUCUCAAGAUUAUAAUAAUGAAGAUGAAUUUGGAAGAAAGUUGAGGUUCCUCUUGCAACAGCUUCCACCUGUUAAUUACAGUUUGUUAAAGUUUCUGUGUAGAUUUUUAGCCAACGUAGCAUCACAUCAUGAAGAAAUUUGGUCUGCAAAUUCUUUGGCUGCCGUCUUCGGUCCAGAUGUCUUCCACAUUUAUACCGAUGUGGAAGAUUUGAAAGAGCAAGAAAUAGUCAGCAGAAUUAUGGCUGGACUUCUGGAAAAUUACUAUGAGUUUUUUGAGAAUGAAGAGGAAGAUUUUUCAUCUACUAAUGACUUGAGUUCACUAACUGAACAGGCAGGCAACAGCGUUCUCCACAAGCUGGAGUCUGGAGAGCAGGCAUUUCACGAGGCCCUAGAGAAGGGAAUUACAACAAUGAAAGAAAGAAGAGAUAUCAAUGAACUCUCUGAGGAAGAGGAAGAAGAUGAAAAACUAGAGCAGUCAGAAGAACUUCCAGAAGAUUGUGCAGAGAAAUCUAAGGAAAUGCCAGAUGUGGUACACUUGAGGAUGACUGAGAACAUCCUGGAAUCUAAUAGUGUUAAAGCAUCAACAAGUGCUCAUAUAUCUCCCAUCAACAUCUUACCGGCCUCUGCAGACAUUUUAGAAAGAACAAUUAGAGCAGCUGUGGAACAGCACCUUUUUGAUCUGCAGAGCAGCAUAGAUCAUGAUCUAAAGAAUUUACAACAGCAUGGUGUGGGACAUAAUAAUGAAGCAAAAAAUAUAAAUUGUGAUGGAGAAGGAUCUAAUAACCAGGAUACUAUUGCUGGUGAUAUUAAUGCUAGUGAGAGUAACCAAGAUUGCUCUGAAACAUUGACUAGCACAAAUUUAGAGAAUGAAGCAAUUCAGCCUGAUUUUGCUUUUGAAAAUGAAGAAAAUGACCAGUCUGUAGAUAUACUGUUAGAGCCAUGUAUUGAACAUAGUGAUGAUGAAGAUGAAGAUGUUCAGAGGAAUGAAUUUGUGCCAUUUAAUGACAGUGGUAAAUCUUCACAAUUGACUCUGGAUCCUAAUAGAAAGAUAUGUGAUUUGAAUGCCAACACUGAAUCAGAAGUGCCAGGAAAUGAAAGUGGUGGUGGUGUUCAUGGAGAAGCAGCAUGUUUGCAUAUCCCUCAUUUAGAGCUGAAGAAUAUUUCUGAUGGUGAUAAGUGGGAAGCGUCAUGCCCUAUCACUUUCCCCCUCAUUGAUUUCAAAACAAUGCAUCUGCAGAGAGAUGGGGAGGAGCCAUUUCCUGCUUUUAAGUCUUGGCAGGAAGAUUCUGAAUCUGGAGAAGCUCAACUUUCCCCACAAGCUGGGAGAAUGACCCAUCAUCCCCUUGAAGAAGACUGUCCCCCUAUACUGUCACAUCGUAGUUUAGAUUUUGGACAAAGCCAGCGGUUCUUGCAUGAUCCGGAAACUUUGGAUUCUUCAUCUAAAGCACUUUCUUUUGCCAGGACUCGAAGAGCAUCCUUUAGUUCAAAAGAUGACAAAAGGGAAGAUAAAACACCUUAUCAGUUGGUCAAGAAACUACAGAAGAAAAUCAAACAAUUUGAAGAGCAAUUUGAAAAAGAAAAAAACAGUAAGCCCUCCUAUAGUGAUAUUGCAGCCAAUCCCAAGGUUUUAAAGUGGAUGACAGAGCUUACUAAACUAAGGAAGCAAAUAAAAGAUGCAAAGCACAAGAGCUCUGAUGGGGAAUUUAUGCCUCAAACACGUCCACGCAGUAACACUCUUCCAAAAAGCUUUGGCUCUUCUCUAGACCAUGAAGUUGAAGAGAAUGAAGAUGAAUCCAGGGUCAUACAGAAGGAGAAAAAGCCAACUAAAGAGGCAACACUUGAACUUAUUCUGAAAAGACUAAAAGAGAAGCGUGUGGAAAGAAGUCUUCCAGAAGACAUUAAAAAAAUGACAAAAGAUCAUUUGGCCGAAGAGAAAACUUCUCUCCAGAAAAGUCUUCUGUACUAUGAAAGUCAGCAUGGAAGACCGGUAACCAGAGAAGAGAGACAUAUUGUUAAACCUCUCUAUGAUAGAUACCGGCUUGUGAAGCAGAUGCUGACGAGGGCAAGCAUCACCCCCAUUCUUGGAUCUCCAUCGACCAAGCGACGAGGUCAGAUGUUACAGCCUAUCAUAGAAGGAGAAACGGCCCAUUUUUUUGAAGAAAUUAAGGAAGAAGAAGAAGAUGGUGUUAGUUUGUCUUCUGAGUUAAAUGAUAUAUUGAAAACUGCUACACAAACACAGACCUUUUCAAGUUCAUUGGAAAAUUCAGAAUCUGAUGUUGAAGAAAGUCAAGAAAAACUGGCUCUGGACCUCCGUCUGUCAAGUACUCGAGCAGCUUCCAUGCCUGAAUUACUAGAGCAACUUUGGAAAGCCAGAGCUGAAAAAAAGAAGCUACGUAAAACAUUACGGGAAUUUGAAGAAGCAUUUUAUCAACAAAAUGGAAGGUAUUUUAAAAAAUGGCAGCCCCUGGAAUUCCUUUGGCAUAUAAUGUCCUCGAGGAGACAUGAAGCUCUGGCACAGUUUAUUCUUGGUUCAAUAAGCCAGACCUAGAAUUGUGGGAGCAGGAUUGGUGCCUUAAGCAAAUAAUGGUUACAAUUAAGAAAUAAAGAAUUUGACUUGGAAGUUCAAAAGAACUGUCCUUAAUUAAUCUGGAAGUUUUAGAUGAUGGUGCUGUUUAACAGCUGUAAAAAUGAUAACUUCAAAGUGGUAGCUAGUCUAGUGAUUGUUUUGGGAGAGCUAUUUGUGUGGGCUGUCACAAAAUCCUUGUUUGGGAGUAUACAUUUCCUUAUGACUUUAGAAAAUAAUUCUAUUGCCAUGUUUUACAUCCAACUCACUACAGGAUACAGAAUUGCCCACAUAUCCUAAGUCUUCUACCCUCUCUACCUUCUCUCCAUUACCUACAAAAUUCAGUGCAUGUUUAGCUUUGAAAGCAGUUUAUUCAACAAAAGAGGAAACGAAGAGCUUUGAAAAGUAGUCCUGUGUAAACUCUGCCCAAAUGAAUUUCUAGGUUUGGAAGAAUUUUUGAAGUUUAUAGUUAGUUGUUCAUACGAUUCACCCUUUUAAAUAUACUGUAACAAACUAAUUUGGAGGCUUGGAAUAUAUCAUUAGGUUUCAAAGAAUACUGAUCAGAAUGGGGGAGUAUAUUACCUGAACACACUAGUUGUGGGGGCAGGAAGCAGAACAAUUUUGGAAUAGUCAAACCUGCUUUUCAAAAAUUGUCACACACAGGUGUCUUUUAUAUAUACAAUUUAAUAUUUUUGAGACAUAGCAUUGAAGUGUUCUCAAAAUAUUCACACUGCCAUGAAAACAUGCUGGUUUAAACUUGUGUUUGCCUGGAGAUUCAUCAAAUUGUAAAAUGUGGCCAAGUUACUUAUAUAGGAAGUAUCUGGUUGCUUGCUAAAGUCCUAAGCAUUAAGAAGUAAAUACAUGAGAUCAGUAGCUUAAAAAAAUACUAGUAACAUGUUAUAACUGAAAAAGAAUUGCAUUGGCUUAUAGUGACUAUGCCUGGGGAAAAAAGCUUAAACUUUCUGGCUGCUCCUUCCUAUUUCAAAAACUAGACUCUUAGUAUUUUCUCUUUGUAACUUUCCUUUCCACACUGACCCCUUUAAAGAUAAUAAAAGACUUUGAGGAUAACAACAACUUUGAGGUUUGGAAUGCACUUUGCAUAUUUUAUGUCAUUCAGUCCAUAUUCAACUCUAUGAAGUUGGUAUUGCUACCAUCUUACAGAUAAGAAAACUUGAGUGUGAGAAGGUUUAAGUGACUUGCCCAGAGUCACAAAGCUUGUAUGUGAAGCAGUCAUUUCACAUGAGAUCUUCCAAAAAGCUCUGCAACCUUGCCCUAACAUUUGGCAAAACCUUCUACCUUGGAAGUGUUAUUGAAGGACCUGGUUAUAUAGGACAAGGACUUCAACAGCCAGACGAUAAGGUUUUUAGAAGAAUUUUUAGAAGAAUUCAGAUUGAAGGGGGUUAAAGGUUGGGAUGCAAUAAAAUGACAAAAUAAUGUGGCAUAAUUUGAUCUCACCUUUGCUUGCACAUCUCAUGUUUGUGUUGCAGUUAUCCUUUUCAUCACUCUGUUUAAUUUUGUACUGACAUAGUGCAAUUCCUUCUCUAGUUCCAGUGAAAAUAAGAAGAGUCUAAUAUAGAAUUUUAAAGAAGAGUAUAUAGUUAGGUGACUUGAAUCAUUACUUUAAGAAAGUUCAUACAGCCCAUACCUGAUAGACAUCUUUGAUAGAAAUGAAUAUUGAAGCUAUAUUGAGUGGAUGCAGGACACCUGAGCUCUGAUAGUUGCCAAGUUAUUACCCAAAGCAUUUUCAGAGCUGGAAGGAAUCUUGAGAGUAUUUAAAACUAAUCAUCAAUAUGAACAGGAAGGAAAUAGGACCUUAAGCUAGGGCUAGGUAAUCUGGUUUCUUGGUGUUUCAGUCAAGUGCUCUGCCCAUAUCACUCUUUAGGAAUUGUAAUGAUGCUUGUUCGAGUUGAUUAUACUACAAUCCUAAUGAAGUGAAAGGAUUGAAAAUGAUCCUAAACUUUGACCAUUGAUUAGUCUAUAAGGGUCUCUUUUCAAUAGAAAUAAUUGAAUGACCAAGCCCUUUGGAAGAUAAUUAAUUGGUAGAGUGUAUGUAAUAUGUGUAAAUGCAACUUUUAGGGACUUCCCAAUUAAAAAAUACGCUUUGACCAAGUCUUAGCUACCUUUUAUAAACCAUGGGUAAUUUUUGCUUUAGCUCAUUGUAAAAUAGGAUUAGAGAUUGUGCUGAAUAUCAAAAAAAUUAGGAUUCCAUUAAAAUCUAAGAAGGAAAAAAUAUUUUGAGGUUCCUACCUUAUCAUUGCCACACUAUCUUUGUACCACAUUACCACAUUAAAGGACAUUAACAAGUCCUUUGGUUCACUAGAAAUUCUAUAAAGUACAAAGAGUUCGCUUACUCUCGAAAUUCUUGUUGUGUGACAGUCUGAUAAGCAUCUGCGAUAUCGGAAUAAUAAUACUUUUGCUCAAGUCUUUCUUUCCAUUUUUUCAUCUCCUUUGCACUUUCAAUUUCCUUGUCAAGUUAAAGAAAACUAUGUGUUGAAACUUUUAUAUACAAACCAGCUUUUUUCAUAUGCAUGGCAUGAAUAUACAUUUGAGAGGUAAUUCUGCUGCUUACAGUAGGGCACCUGGAAGCCAAACUUUAAGAUAGAUUGUAAACAUUGGUACAUAGCCAUUUUGGGGUGGGCUGGGGGGCAACACUAGCUCCCAAAACUUUUUCAACCAGGAUUUUUUUCUUUUCAGUUAAGACUACCAGAAUUAUAGAUGUUUUAUUACUAUACCACCACUAUAGAUGUUUAUGAAAAAUAAGUCCUACAUCUUGAUCAAAGCCUCUUCUGGUCUGGACAGCUUCAGCUUUCUUUUUCCUGUUCAUAUAAAAUGGAGAAAUAGAGGGUCAUAAAAUGGUAAACCAUAACUGCCUAGAAAGGUAGGAUGAUAGUCUUACUGCUACCAAGAAAUAGUUUUAUAGUGAGAAUAAAAUGUUCACUUGUCUGUUCAAAUCUGUGCAAAUUAAUAUAGUAAUUCUUUAGGAAAUGAAGCAAAUGAUAGCAUUUGAAGUAUCAUUCUCUCUCUCUCUCUCUCUCUCUCUCACACACACACACACACACACACACACACACACACACACACACACUUAUUUCCUAUUGUCAGAGACCUUGGGCUAUGGAAGUUUCAUAUGCUGCAAAUGGGUCAGUUGCUAUGAAACAAGGCAAUUUAUGUUUCUUUUAAACCCUUACUUUCAGUCUUAGAAUGAUUCCAAGGGGUAAGUGACUAGGCAGUUGGAGUGAAGUGACUUGCCCAGAGUCACACAGUCAUGAAGUGUCUGAGACCAGAUUUGAACCCCGGACCUCUGGUCCCCAGACCUGGCUUUUUUUUUUUUAAACCCUUACCUUCAGUCUUGGAGUCAAUACUGAAGAUUGGUUCCAAGGCAGAAGAGUGGUAAAGGCUAGGCAAUGGGGGUCAAGUGACUUGCCCAGGGUCACACAGCUGGGAAGUGUCUGAGGCCAGAUUUGAACCUGGAACUUCUCAUCUCAAGGCCUGACUUUCAAUCCACUGAAUCACUAAACUAAAAUUAACUUUGUUUUGGGAACUUCUGGAUGUAACACCUGGAAGUUGGAAAUCUGUAAUUGGUUGUUCCUCAGCUUUUGGUUCAUUUAUCCCAGCAGUGAAAAACCCUUGUAAGUUACUACUUAAAAGUUAAACAUGAACAAAUCUAAAAGAUAAAGAACACUAUAAAGAGUCUUACACUUCACUUUUUGGUUUUUUGGGGGUUUUCUUUAAUUUCAAUUUCUCCACAGUCUUGGUAUAGCCCUGAAUAUAAGAGAAUUUGAGGUUAAAAAAAAUAUGCCCUCACAGUCUUUAACAAUUAUAUAAAACUUCUGAAAUGGUUUUACUGUUAACUCUCCUUAUGGAAAAAUAAAAAUAUAAUAGAGCCCUUAUCUCUUACCAAUUACAUGUUUGUCUCCCUUCUUCCCUAUCCCCUCUGGAGCUGGCAAGCAAUUUGAAAUGAGUUAUACGUUUCCAUAUUCAUUUUUAUAAGUGAACAAUCUUAUUAAGCCAAAACCUUAAAACAAACUCAGGUGAAAAAUCAUAUGUUUUCAUUUGCAUUCCUACUGUUUAACAGUUCUUUCUCUGGAGCUGGAUAACAUUCUUUUUCACAAGUCCCUCAGAAGGGUCCUGGAUCAUUGUAUUGCUGUUAAUAGUGGCUGAUACUACCCUGAAUUCCCUAUCCUGUCUUGCUGUCUGGCUGCCCUGCUGCUCUGCUAUCCUGUUGUCCUGCUGCUUUGCUGAUCUGUUGUUAUCUACUGUAGUUCCUGGUGAUCCGGAACCAUCUGGCAUCUGAUUGUGAGACCAGACCAUGGACCUUUUUGGAUCUAGGACCUUCCCUGUGCCCUCUUUCAGGCUUACACAGACCCUUUCCUUAAAAUCAGCUAGUUUAGCCAAGAUCAGGAACUGGGAUUUUAGGCAGUGAGGAGAGGAUUAGAGUAGGGAAAAAUCACUCUGAAGAAAUCUUGGGGUAUUAGGAAAUUAGCUUCAAGUUAUCCCUUUUCCUUCUACCUUAUUCUUUUUUUUAUUAAAACCUACUUUCCCAUUUCACUGAGUGAUCUGUGUGUGUUAUCUCAGACCAGGCUUUGCCUGGCUGGGUUUUGUUGGCCUUCCCAAACCACAGAUAAUCUUCUGAUAAUCUUCUGAUACUGGUCUAACAUAAUUCAUCCCUAUAUAUCCCAAACUCCCUUUCCCUUUUUACAGUAGCCAAGUCUAUCACUGAUGAUCAUCCCACAAUAUUGCAGUUACAGUGUACAGUGUUCUCCUGGUUCUGCUUAUUUCACUCAUUAUCAGUUUAUGAUAGGCCCUUUCUGAAAUCAUCCAGUUCAUCAUUCCUUUUAGCACAAUAGUAUUCCAUCACCAUCAUAUACCACAAUUUGUUCAGUCAUUCCCCAAUUGAAGGGCAUCCCUUUAGUUACCAUUCUUUGCCAUCACAAAAAGAGCAGCUAUAAAUAUUUUUGUACAAAUGGAUCCUUUCCCAUUUUAUCUCUUUCGGAUACAGACCUAGUACUGGAUCAAAGGGUUUGCAUUCUUUUAUAGCCCUUAUCUAAUAAUCAUCCCUGUCUUCUGUUGCCUUUCACACUAUGGCAGUGAAAUACUAAGUGGUGGUUGAAGAUUGAGGGUAUAAAUGGACCUUUUACAGGAAAGUUUUUGAUUUUUAAAAAACCUAAUACAUUAUUUUUAGUUACAUUAUGGUUAUUACGAUUGUGCCAUGGAAUUUUACCAAAAAAUUCUCAUGUAAUAUUUAAAUUUAUAUAUUGAACUGCUUCUGUGGUAUCUUAUUAACAAAUAAUAGCAUUUCUAUCAUCUCAUGAUAAUCUAUCAUUUUCCACCAUACCAUACCAUCCUCCUACUGAAUAAGUACUUUCCAAUGGAGGAAAAUUAAGGCCAGGGGGCUUGUGGGUAGAGUCAUCUCUAGUCUGCAACCCAAUAUCAACAGUUUGUACUUUUCUGCAGUGUUACAGCAAUGUUACAAAGUGUACCAAUGGGUAUCAUUUAAAUCACAACAUGUUAAAGUUGAUAGAAGCACAUUUGACGCCCCCCCCAAAAAUACAAGGAGUUAAGAUUUCUUUUUUCAUUGGCUCUGCCUAUCGGUUUGGCAAUUACUAUGAACUUUGUGUCCCUGUGAGAAUUAGGAAAAUUUCACUAUACUAACUUCAGUGAAGUGGCACAGACAAUAUUACAAGGGACAAUAUGAAAAAAUAAAACAUUGAGACCAGUGGUUAAUGGAUAUCCAAACUAAGGUAAAAUAAAUCCAGUAAGAUUUUGAUCCUAUGACCUUACUAAAGAAGCUAAUUUUACUUACUGCUUUGAUUUGAUCUGCUAACGCAGAUCGUGGCAUUCUACCAAUGGAAUAGUCAGCUUUCACUUCUGAAUAGGCGUCAUUAAUAAUUGCCAAGAACAUGUUCUGUGGAGAAGUAUUCCAAGAAAUUAGUAAAUUCUAGUUGAAUGAGCUUGACAAAGGCUCAUUUUAGUAAGUUGGAAACAAGAAAUGUCUUAAUAUCUGAUAUUAAGAGGGGACUAAUGGGUGAAAAGAAAAGUCUGCAGUUAUGGAAAGAGAAAUCCUUUUCAUUGAAGAGGGUUUUCUAUAACGGUGUCAUUAAUGUACUUGGUACAGGCCUUAUUGGGAUGGAUGCUUUCUGGCAGAUUUAAGGAAAUGCUUUCCUCUUGGAACGUGCUUGUGAUCUGUUCUUGAGGAUUUCUAGAGCUUUUGAGCUUGCAUUUUGAUCCUUUAGGUCCGUGACUGCUUAAGAGUGUGAAGAGCCCAGGUUGUGCAUGUCACUGUUGUAUCUGCUAACUUUUUGAACUUCUAGGGGCUCUCACAAAAACCAUAAAGAAUACUCAGAGAUUCCAAUGGUAAGAUUAAUAUAGUCUUUCCUAGAACUCAAAUAAUACUUUUAGGUUAUCAUUUAUUCCUUUCCCCUUUAAGAAAAGUAUCUGGCUUGAGGAGGUUAUUUGAUUUUCUUUAGGUCAAUCAAUUUCUGACUUUCUACAAUGCAGUGAGCAAUUUCUAAGGCAAUGGACCCAUGAAAAAAUUAAUUGCAUUUUUUUUUUCAGAAUUAAGGGUUUCAUAAUUUUUCUCUCUCUGCAAGCUUUUGGAGUCCCAUGACAGACUGCACAGUUAGCACUCUUACCAGCAAGACAAAGAAUACAAAGAAUAUGAAAGUGAUGAAGUAAGCAGGUCCCAGCACCCAGUUGGCCUUUUCAAUGUUGGCAAAAUUAAAAUCUCCCAGAACAAUUCGAAACUGUGUAAAUCUUAAAAAGAAAGAAAAACAUUAGGAAAAAAAGGAAUUCCAACCAUCUCAUCAAAACAAAACUGGAGGCUGCUACUAUCUUAAAGUGUUCUAGUUGCACAAAAUAUGUGAUUUGGGUAAAGUAAGGAAUUAGAUCUCAGAGCCUGCUUACUCUUAACCACUGAACUGGCAGGAUAGGGGAGAAGGAUAGGAAGGAGCAGUACAAGCCUGAAAGGGUGACCCUAAAGAAGAAGAAACUCGGAAUAUAACCUGUGGAAAUGUGGUAUUGGAAUUUUGAAGCCUUGGACCUGGAGAAAUUUUUUUUUUUAUGACCUACUUUUUAAUUGGCCAAGGCCUCAGUGACUCCAUUUCCCACCAUUCCCUUCUAAAGUACAGUAAUGCAGUUUUCUGAUGCUCCAGGUUUUACAUCAAGUAGUCUUGCCAUGUUCCUGGGCUCUUGAACUCUAAACUUUUUGGCUUCUUGGUAUGAUGUCAUUUGCAUUUAUUCCUUUUCUUUGCCUUGUCUUAGUAAAAUGGGCACUAUAGAUCUUUACCAUCUACUGGUACCCAUUUACAGCUAUUUUCUUCCUUGUAGAUGCUGUGCUGACAUAAGUCUAGAAACUAACUACGUAAAAUUCCUUCUUUAAUGCAUUUAGAAAUGUCAAAAUAAUUUUCAUAUUCUCUUUCUGUAGGCAGAAAAGGCAAAGAGAGGUUUAUAGUCCUAACAAUUAGCAAGGUGCUUUUUAUUUUAUUCAUUUUUCCAUUCCUUCUUAACAAGACUAGAGCCAAAAUAAGGUUAGGCAUUCCUAACUUUAAACUCCAUUUUCUGUUUACUAUAAACAUAUGCUUGCUGCAUUCUGUAUAAGAGGAUUGAACUAGAGUAUUUCAAAGUUCAUUUUUUUUUUCUCAAACAGCUUAUGUAAAUAACUUGUUGCUGAGGCUCAGCAUUUGUGGAUGUCAAAUUUUCUAGUGAUAUCAGGAAUGUAAUAUAUAUGUUUGUGUAUUGCACAUAGAUUUAAUUUUAGAAAGAAGUUUUUCCAUGGCGUUCUGAUAGUCUUUGUCAAAUAACAGAGACGUUUUCUUAUCAACCAGAAGACAAAGUUGAGGAUCAGCAAUAGUGGAAGAAUGAAAUAUAUUCACUAAGGACAUUUGGAGUUGCAGAACACUACAGGUUUUAAUGUCCCCUAUCUCUAGGUUGGAUUUGUCUGGAAUCAUUCAGCAAGCCUUUAUUAAACUUCUACUAUGUGCCAAGUAUUGAAUUGCCCUUGACAAAGGAUUGAUUCUGUUUUUAAGACUGUUGAUUAAAGCUUCUAUACAAAGCAGGGAAAGAAGCUGAGCAAGAUAAGUCAGAGAAAUCAAUCCUCAAAAUUAUUUUUCUCUUUGGCCUAGGAGGGUAAGAAACUGCCACUAUUUCCUCCUGCCCUUGGGGUACAUGUUUUUAUUUUAUUUUUUUAAACCCUUACCUUUCAUCUUGGAGUCAAUACUGUGUAUUGGUUCCAAGGCAGAAGAGUGGUAAGGGAGGGCUAGGCAAUGGGGGUUAAGUGACUUGCCCAGGGUCACACAGCUGGGAAGUGUCUGAGGCUAGAUUUGAAUCUAGGACCUCCUGUCUCUAGACCUGACUCUCAAUCCACUGAGCCCAGCUGCCCAGGGUACAUGUUUUUAGAGAGAAGAAUGGUCAUGGUUUUCAUUCUUCAGUCUCUUCCGAAAUAUUCUCAACUGAAACUAUCAUCUAGAACUCUCACUUCAGGUGGAAAUACUCUGACUAUAUGCAGAGCAGAGCAAAACCAAAUAAUGAGAACUGGAUUGAUAAAUGGGAGGAAGCUCAUAGGGUCAGAGGAAUCAAAACAGCAGCUUUUCCCCUCAUAUGGGUCUCUGGAUUAUCCAAACUACUGUAGCACCUCCCUAGGGAGGAUUAUUAAAAAUAUACUAUGACCGUAUAUGUUGGAAAUGAUGCUAGACAGAAUCUAACCCAGUUCAUUUUGAGGAUUAGGAAACUGACCCUCAAAGAAUUGAGGUAAUUUGCUCAAUGAUGCCUACCUAGCAAGUGUCAAGUCAAAACUUGAAUCCUAAUUGCCAGGUUUCCGGUCUAGUGUCUACAUCAUGCUAUUACAAGCACACACUGCCUAAAAUUAUUAGUUGGUUCCAUGAAAGUAUUAAGCAAAGCUGUUUAUAGUGAACCAGAGCAGACUAGGGACAGAGUUAAAUAGGAGGGUAGCUAUGUCUUUUUUUUUUUAUAUAAAAAGCCUUACCUUCCGUCUUGGAGUCAAUACUGUGUAUUGGCUCCAAGGCAGAAGAGCGGUAAGGGCUAGGCAAUGGGGGUCAAGUGACUUGCCCAGGGUCAUACAGCUAGGAAGUGUCUGAGGCCAGAUUUGAACCCAGGACCUCCCAUCUCUAGGCCUGGCUCUCAAUCCACUGAGCUACCCAGCUGCCCCCGUAGCUAUGUCUUAAUGACAUUGCAAGAGUAUUGUUUGGGGAAAAUAUUAAAUGAAGUAUGCUUAUAAUUAAAAAAGUUAUUCAAGAUUUCUAUAAGGAUCCCAUUUCAAUUAUAUCCAGGAACUAUGGGGUGGGGGUGGGGGAAAUGGUAGUGUAGUCUUAAGAUAGUUCCAUUUAUUUGAAUUUUCUUAAGCUGGUAGAUUUUAAACAAUAAACAACUUCCUGGGGGGGGAAAUGUGUACAAAUCAAUUUAAAAAAACAUAGCGGAUCCUAUUUUAAGGAUCAAAAGGAAACUUGUGUUUUAACAAAACACUGGAUUUAAUCCUUUUGUAAGGAUUUCGAUUCAAAUAGCAUUUCCUAAGGAAGGCACUGUACCAAGGUGAUGGGGAUGCAAGACAAAAGUAAACUACUUUCAGGGAGCUGACAUUCUGCCAGGGGCGUGUAAUAUUUACACAAAUACAUAUGUGUCAUAGGAAAUGGCACAUGAGCUAAGUUUCUAAGGAAGCUCAGCAUUAUCUGAGGCAGAGGCGAGGAGGGGUUAUAUUUCCAGACCUGGGGAUCAAUUUAAUUUGUGCCAAGGCAGAGAGCAGCAGGAAACUGGAUCUGAGGGACCAGCCAGUAGACCAGUUUGCCUGGAAGAACACAAAAGCAUGUAUUUCAUUGCUUUUGAAGUUGUGGACAUUCUCUAGCUCUUGCCUGAUCCUGGCUGAUUUGGUUAUUUAAAAUGGGUUUAAGUAGAAGUUAGGCAAGUUGAACGCAAGUGAGCAUGGCAUAAGGAUUCCAAAAUGACUGCAGGAAAAACCUCUUAGUUCUUCUUCCUGGGGAAUGUGUUUUCCUAGAAACUCUUUCUGACAAUUUUAUUCAUUUUGCAUCCAAAACACUGGGCUAGGCACUGACAAAGGGGAUUUAAAUAAAAUAGAAUUCCUGUCUUCCUAGAACUGGUCUCACAAAGGCCCAAUACCUGGAUCAGCCUCCUCCUCUCUAAAAUGAGGUAGCUAAUAUAUUAUCUCACAGGGUUGUUGUGAGAAAAGUACAAUGUAAACUUUAAUAUGUUAUCAAAAUGGGUAUACCAAUAAACCUGGUUGUCACCUGAAAAUAAAUUUAA
Messenger RNA from Monodelphis domestica (gray short-tailed opossum), 13777 nucleotides. The record is from RefSeq and is a predicted model, not a curated record. NCBI's taxonomy places the organism in Eukaryota, Metazoa, Chordata, Mammalia, Didelphimorphia, Didelphidae.